Molecule: messenger RNA, 1041 nt
Organism: Diabrotica balteata
Lineage: Eukaryota; Metazoa; Arthropoda; Insecta; Coleoptera; Chrysomelidae
Source: the annotation of a GenBank genome assembly
AUGGUUGAACCAAAUAACACUGACGGGUGUUUUAUUAAAAUAUCCCCUAACAUUGAUGGUUUUUGCAUUCAGCCAAGUACUACUGAAAAUGAUAAUGUAGAAUUAAUUAUGUUUACCAAUGAUAUAGAUCUUGGCAUAAAUGAUAAUCAAAACAUUUUAGAUAUACCUACUAGUAUUACAAUUAACGAUAACAUUUUAAUAACAACACACCAGCCUAUUGCAAGUAACGGUCCACAAGAAGUAAAUCAAUCAACAACAGACAACACUAUCGAAACUAGUCAAAAAACACCAAAUUAUGUAGAAAAUCAGCCACCAACAUAUGUUGAUCAAGCUCAGGAUAUAACUAUAAAUUAUUUUGAACCGGGCCAUACAUUUAUGUCCGCCGAUAGCUUCCACCACCAAGUGGAACUAUCGUUAAAGAAAAAAAAGAAAGUUUAUGAUUAUCAUGACUUCGUUAAGGCCGUUAAAACGUGUAAUUUGAAUCGUGUGGUAGUGAAAGAAAUGGGGGUUUCCGAUUUUUUAAUCUGGAAAGACUUAUCAUCACAGUCAAAAUUAAAGAAAACAGAGUCACGUAUUUACCUAUCACAAAUUGUUAAAGUAAUUGUGAAGAGAGAGAGCAAGAUUUUACACGUUAAGAUUGACGAUAGCGAGGAUUUGAUAGAGAUGGACUUUUUGCAGGCUAAAGUGUUAAAAUCUGGAAUAAAGGACCCCAUACCUGUGACAAAACCUUCUGGGAUUGCUAAGAAGAGAAAAGAACAAAUAUUAAAAAAUUUAGGUACAGACAAUCUCCGUAUGGAUGAUAGUUUUUCCUGUUCCAAACCAAAGAAAGAUCAAUGUGUGACUUGCAGCGAAUAUGAAAAGGCCCUCCAGAGGAGUUGUCCCAACCUGGACACCAGUCUCAAAACCGCGUUUAGAAAGAAAAGAUGUAGAAGCGAUGAAAGAAAAAAGAGCCGACAAAACAAAGAGCUAGCCGAUGUUAAUAAUUUUGGGGGUCUUAUCCAUUAUCCAUUUUCUGUGACUGUUCAAAGUGUGUUACAUUAG